CUGCCGAUAUCUGCGGCCAUUCGCGAACUUCAUUUUCCUCGCCUGUCAUGUCGUGGUAAUAUAAUGGCAUUCGUUCGUUCUUAUCUGCUGGUUAGAUUCAAAAAUUCCGUGCUAACGCAAAGGUUCUCCUCAUCAAUGUCCGAUAAAAGAGGUCUCGUGCUUGGCGUGUAUUCCACCGACGACGGUAAGGACGAUGUAAAGUUCACUAAGUUCGCCCAAAAGUACAACGAAUCGACGGCUGGGAAACUCCUGGAGCAGAUCAAAAUCUCGACUGUUAUGUUGUAAAAAAGAGCAAAUAGCAAACUAACACAAAAGAGUACUGUAUGAGAAGAGAAAAGGAGGAAGAUAUAAGAAAAAGACAUACUCGGGAUAAAAAUACCCGCAAUUGAGAGGAAAACUAUUUCGGAAGCAGGAAGCAGCAAAAAAAGGAGCGAAAAUUGGCAUCGAAAUGACAACCCGUAGGCAGCUGUCGGAUGUGCAGUCCUCGUCUUCCAGUGGCGGUGGAGGCGGAACAAUGUCUGGUGGGACAGGAGGUGGAGGCGGAGGAUGUCUGAGCGACUCGAUGAUAUCCUCCUCUGGCAAGAAACGAAUGACUGCCAUGAAUGGGAUUCCCUCCAGCAUCGAUGAUAAGAGCAACGACUUUCUGUGUCCGAUUUGUUUCGAUAUCAUCACCGAGGCACAUAUCACCAAAUGUGGUCACACGUUUUGCCACCAGUGCAUAGUCAAGUCGAUAGAGAUGACCAAAAAGUGUCCUAAAUGCAACUUCACCCUUCCCUCCCAUGAAUCCAUUGUGCCGAAUUAUUUGCUCAACGAUUUGAUCACUAAGUUUAAGUUGAAAGGAAAGCGAACCGAUUCCAGCAAUACUCAGUCGGGUGAUUCUGCGGAUACCCUGAAGAACUUCCUAGCAUCCGAAUCGAAAAAGCUGUCCCUGUCGGACGUCAACGUAAUGCUGGAGAUUUUAAAUCAACGGAAAAUACUGCUGGAAGCGGAAUCAUGUGCUGCUCAAAAUCGACUUCUGCACGAGUUUCUAAAGCAUUUGCUGCAACAGAAAGAACAGCAACAGCUGCAGGUGGCAAAUGAGAUUGCCCUGAUCAAAAAUGACCUCACGGAUGUGGAGAAGAUCCUGAAAGAGGUUCAAAGCAGUUGUCCGACGGUGGAAGAGGUUGAAAACAGCGUGAAGGAUGAGAAAGAUGAACACGUGGUGGCCAUCAAGAAAGAAAUCAUCCAAAUUAUCGACAAAAUCGACACAAUAACCGUCCCAUCCAAUCGGAGCGAGUCUUCCGCAGAAGGUUUCAAUUUGUACAAAAAUGACCCAAGCUCAUCAUCGUUUAUGGCCCGGAAGCAACGAAUGUAUCAACAUUUCGACGACUUUGUGCAAUGUUACUUUGCGGCGCGCAGUGAAGAGCUGUAUUUUGGAAAGGAUCGAUCGUUCAGCUCAGGAUCGCUAGGCACAUCCACGCCUACACGAUCAAUCGAUACGACCAGAUCUACUCGAUCAUUGGACACGUUUCGGGAAAAUCUCAUCAAAUUCUCAAAGUACAGCGCGUUACGGCCGUUGGCCACACUGAACUAUUCCUGUGAAACGAGUUACGCAUCUACGAUUGUUUCCAGCAUAGAGUUCGACAAAGACAGCGAGUACUUCGCGAUUGCCGGCGUAACGAAGCGGAUAAAAAUCUUCGACUAUUACUCCGCUAUUCGAGACGCUGCGGUGGACAUCAACUAUCCCAUCAACGAGAUGGUGUGUAGCAGUAAAAUCUCCUGUGUGAUAUGGAACAACUACUUCAAAGAGGUCCUGGCAUCCAGCGACUACGAAGGACUGGUGUCCGUUUGGGAUGUCAGCACCAAGACGAGGACCAAAGCUUACGAAGAGCAUGACAAACGCGUUUGGUGUGUUGAUUUCAACGAAGUGGACACCCGAUUACUUGCCUCAGGAUCGGACGAUGCGCGGGUUAAACUGUGGUCUCUCAAUGUGGAUCACUCCGUGGCCACCAUCGAAGCCCGAGCGAACGUGUGCUGUGUCAAGUUCAAUCCGAAAAGUUCGUGCCACUUGGCGUUCGGUUCAGCGGACCACUGCGUGCACUAUUACGACCUGCGGAACAUCAAGGAACCGUUGUGCGUGUUUAAGGGGCACAAAAAGGCCGUAUCAUAUGUGAAAUUCCUCAACACGACGGAAAUCGUCUCGGCGGGAACUGACGGUCAGUUGAAGCUGUGGAACAUCAACUCGCCUCCCUACUGCUUGCGGUCCUUCACCGGUCACAUAAACGAGAAAAACUUUGCCGGGUUGGCGACCAACAAUGACUACCUGGCGUGCGGCAGUGAGGACAAUUCGCUUUGCGUGUACUACAAGGGGCUGUCCAAGCAGUUGUUCAAUCUGAAGUUCUCAUCCAGCAACAGCGCAACCCGAUCCAUCUCAGACACCGAACGGAACACCGAAGGCAAUGAAUUCGUGUCGGCUGUCUGCUGGCGCAAACAAAGCAAUAUCAUCAUCGCGGGCAACAGCGAAGGAAUUAUCAAGAUUCUGGAGAUUGUGUAAAAUAGGUGUAGCACAUAGAACAGGAAGCACAUUGCCGACCCUAUUGUUCAAGUUUACAACACGCGUUAAUUUGUUGUUCUUUUCUUUUAAGCACACACAUCACUAGGGUGUGUCACAUCUGCGUUGGCUUUCUAUAAAAUAAGUCCAUAAGGGGCCAGCGGUUAUAUAGUUUUGUAUAAAUUGGUAAAUGACUAUUAAACAAUCGUUUGACGAAAUAGGAUGUUAACAAUGCUAGUAAAAACUUCUAUUGGUGUACAAUAUUAACAUUUUUAUUUGCCUAAUACAAUUUGAUUUGUCGUCUUUUCAUAA
Messenger RNA from Aedes aegypti (yellow fever mosquito), 2842 nucleotides. Its product is annotated as E3 ubiquitin-protein ligase RFWD2. Gene Ontology annotation, biological process: proteasome-mediated ubiquitin-dependent protein catabolic process; protein ubiquitination. Gene Ontology annotation, molecular function: ubiquitin protein ligase activity; protein binding; manganese ion binding. The transcript is spliced from 3 exons. Bases 449 to 2533 code for a protein of 694 amino acids. Gene Ontology annotation, cellular component: cytoplasm. The record is from RefSeq and is a predicted model, not a curated record. NCBI's taxonomy places the organism in Eukaryota, Metazoa, Arthropoda, Insecta, Diptera, Culicidae.